CAUUGGAUCAGGGAGCGAUAGCAGGGAGAUUGUCGAGGAAGGAAGGGUGACUGGAGGAGGCGUGGCAGCGGAGAGAGAGAAGGAGAGGAGAGUGGAUGCAACCCACACCCUGAGAUGCUGUGCUGGCUGAGAGAAGACGAGAUGUCGGUCCAGGAGCUUCUACAGAGGGUGCAGUGUGUCAUCACUCAUGUUGAUGAGAUCAUGCAGCAGGAGAUCAGGCCCCUCCUGGCUGUAGACAUCAUAGAGCAGCUUCAUCGACAGUUUGCCUUGCUCUCAGGGGGGCGAGGGAAAGAUGGGGCCCCCAUCAUCACCUUCCCAGAGUACUCAAGCUUCAGCGAAGUGCCAGAUGAUGACUUCCUCAAUGUAGUUACUUACCUGACCAGCAUCCCCAGUCUGGAUGCUGCCAGUAUCGGCUUCAUUAUCAUCAUCGACAGGCGGAAGGACAAAUGGAGCUCAGUGAAGGCCUCUCUAUCAAGGAUUGCUGGGGCAUUUCCAGGAAACCUGCAGCUGGUGUUGGUGCUGAGGCCGUCCAGGCUCUUCCAGAGGGCUAUAGCAGACAUCGGGAUCAAGCUGCACAAGGACGACUUUAAAAUGAAGAUUGUGAUGCUGAACUCUCUGUCGGACCUACAUGGCUAUGUGGAUAAAGGGCAGCUGACCCGGGAGCUUGGAGGAAGCUUGGAGUACUGUCACAGUCAGUGGAUACACCACCGAACUGCCAUAGAGAACUUUGCCAUGACGGUGAAAACCACAGCCCAGAUGUUACAGAAGUUUGGGACAGACCUGGCAGAGACGGAGUUGCCCAAUGACGUCCAGUGCACAAAAGACCUGCUCACAGCGCACACCGACAAACACAACAACCUCAAGGAUGAACUAAAGCUAGCUCUAAAGCAGGGCACCACUUUGUUAGGUUGUAUCAAGGAGCAGGCAGCUAAGUCAGAGAACCACAAACUCAACCCAGACGAGACGGAGAACCAAACCACUGUGGAAAGGCUCCUAGCCCAGCUGGAUGAGACGGAGAACGCCUUUGAACAGUUCUGGUGUAAACACCAUCUGAAACUGGAGCAGUGCCUGCAGCUACGCCACUUUGAACAGGACUUCAGAGAGGUCAAAGUGUCUCUCGACAGUUUGGGCGACAGUCUAACCAGCUUAUCAGUCAUCGGGGAUUGUCUGGCCAGAGUUGAGCAGCUGCUAACAGAACUGAAAACACUGGAGGAGAAGGCUCAGCCUACACUAGAAAAGGCCCAGCUCCAUGCACUGCACGGUGACCAGCUGAUCCAGAGCAACCACUACGCUGUGGACUCUAUCCGACCCAAGUGUGUAGAGCUCCGGCGGGUCUGCGAUGACUUCAGCAAUGAGGCCAAGAAAAAGACUGACGUCUUGUCCAAAUCCCUGCAGAUACACACGGGCAUUGAAAAGGUAAACCAGUGGUGUGAGUCUGGCAUCUACCUGCUGGCAUCCCAGGCUGUGGAUAAGUGUCAGUCGCAGGAAGGGGCAGAGUCGGCGCUGACCGACAUCGAGCGCUUUCUGGAGUCGGCGGAAAAGAACCAACUGACUGAGCUGAGGAACCUCCACAACCAGUAUGAGGUUGUCCUGUCUGAGGAUAUCAAGGCCAGUGUCCUGAAGGCGUUGAAGCGGCUGGAGGAUGUCCAGGAGAUGUUUGAAAAGCGGCACGUCAGUCUGAAGAGACUGUCAGCUAAACAGACGAGGCCGGUCCAGCCCGUCGCCCCGCGGCCUGAGUCCUCUCCCAAACGGCCCUCACUGAAGAACCCCUCCAGGACGACAGGGAGCCAGCAGCCUCUGGCUCGCAGAACUUCUGAUAACUCGAACAGUGGCAAGCAGCAGGCCGAAGCUGAUCCCAACAAGAGGAAGAACAUACGCAAGGCCAAGGGAGGCAUCAAGAUUGAGGUGAUGCACGAGGAAAGCCAAGGAGGUUCCACCCAUGUCGUUGUGACCAAUGAGACAGAGGAGAGUUUGUCCAACAGACGCAGACACAUCAUGACAGAGCUGAUUGAAACAGAGAGGCUAUAUGUGGAGGAACUGCAAAGCAUCAUGGAGGGUUAUUUUGCAGAGCUAGAUAACUCAGAGCUCAGCCACCUCACCCCCCCGUCCCUGGAGAACAAAAGGGAUGUGCUGUUCGGCAACCUGCCAGAGAUAUAUGAAUUUCACAACAGGACAUUUCUGAGGGAGCUGGAGAAUUGUACAGAGAAACCAGAGCUGGUGGGAACCUGCUUUCUGAAACGAAAAGAAGAGCUUCAGGUGUAUGAGAAGUACUGUCAGAAUAAACCCCGCUCUGAAGUCCUCUGGAGACAGUGUGGAGACAGCCUCUGCUUUCAGGAAUGCCAGAAGAAACUGGACCACAAGCUCUCCCUGGAUGCCUACCUGCUGAAGCCUGUCCAGAGGAUCACCAAAUACCAACUCAUGCUCAAGGAGAUGCUAAAAUGCAGUAAGAGCGAGGGGGUGGCUGAGCUAGAGGAGGCUUUAGCUACCAUGCUGGACAUCAUCAAGUCUGUCAAUGACUCCAUGCAUCAAAUAGCCAUCACUGGCUUUGAGGGAAACCUGAGUGAACUGGGGAAGCUGCUGAUGCAGGGAUCCUUUAAUGUGUGGACUGACCACAAGAAAGGCCACAGCAAGGUGAAGGACCUGGCCCGAUUUAAGCCCAUGCAGAGGCACCUCUUCCUGUAUGACAAGAUGCUGCUGUUUUGCAAGAAGCGAGAGGAGACCACAGAUGGACACGAGAAGACCCCGUCCUACAGCUUCAAACACUCACUCAAGAUGAGCGCCGUGGGCAUCACAGAAAACGUCAAAGGAGACAGCAAGAAGUUUGAGGUGUGGUACAACGGCAGGGAGGAGGUUUACAUCAUCCAGGCUCCUUCCAUGGAUGUGAAAAAUAUGUGGGUGUCAGAGAUUCGUAAAGUUCUUACAGGCCAGCUGGAGGCAUGCAGAGAAGCCAGUCAGCUCAACAUCUAUGGAGCACCGAUGAGGAAUGUGCGGAAGUUGGCGCUGAGACAGUCUGAUUCAUCAAGUCCAGAGUCCGGCUUCCGGAGGACCAACCCCAGCCCUAAUAUGAGACAGAAGAGAGGCUGGACGCAGCGGCGUCUCCCUUCCAUGGACACAGAGGACUUUGAGACGAUCCCCUCCAGUGCAGAGGAAUCCUCCAACUCUUCAGAGGAGGAAGGCAACAAUAAAAAUGGUGACAGCAGCCAAUUCCGGGUGCAGCUGACUUAUGACUCUCGUGAUGCACGGGACAUCUCUCUGGAGACGGGUGAUCUGGUCCAGUUUCUGGAGGAAGCAGAGAACGGACACUGAUAUCUUCACGGAUCUGUGUACAGCAGCACUCUCUGACUUGGACGAAAAUGAAGCCAGUACGUGGGAAAGCGUGUCUCAGGACAGCAGAUGAACACAGCUGACUAUUGUAGUUCAUUACAUUGGCCUACAAGCAUUUUGUUGGAUGACAAACAUGACUGAUAACUAACUACUCUAGUUUUUUCAACUGCAAUUUCCUCAGAUGGAUUUUAAAUAUCAACGACUAUUAGUUUUCUACUUGUAGUUCUUCGUUUGGACUACAAAUAUGGCCUGUUGAUGUUUUUAAACCACAGUUUUUCAUGUCUUACUCAUUGAGGGUUCUCAGUGAAGCCUCUGAAAAAAGCUGGAACCGUAACAUACCUGAACGCUGCCAUGGGAAAGCCAUAUAAGACUUUUAAUUCAACCAGCUGUCGUCUACAUGGCAGUGAAGACUGAUGGAUGUGGAUGCUGACUCUACAUCCAAAAUGUGGAUAAAUUCACAUUACAAACUGCAGUUCCAGAGUGGUUGGGCUGGAUACCUGAAAUCAAAUCCCAUUUAUGACUUAUAUAACAGGAAAAGUUAUAAAUUCCAUGUGCUGGUUGUGAGCAGGCCUUUUCCUGUUUUUGCAGAUACGCUGGGCUGAAGCAAAAAAAACUUAGGCCCUGGCCACACUGCAUACCUCACCUGUGUGUGACGGCGCCCAUGUUAACAGGUUAGAGCAGCCACACAGCCCGCCUGAGACGGGGGUGUGAGGUGCAGCAUCUCGAGUUACGACAUGGAGCCUAUUAUGCAGACGUGAGAUACGCGGUUCUCGGCAAGAAUAGACAGUGAAAGGAUGUGUUGAUAGUCAUAUUGACAUCAUGCCAGCAAAAUUACAUAAAACUGACACCUCUCAACGUCUAGGUUGAUUCUGAAUAUGUCACAGACAGAGAAGAAAUUUACAUUUUGUGUUAUUAAAGGAGAAACUGGCGGCUACAUGCGGACUAUAUUGUCAUAGGAGAAACUAGACUGUAAUUAAAGUAUAUAAUGUUAAUAAGCAAACAGUAGUUUUCUGCUGCUCUCUCUCUCUCUUCCUCUCUCUCCCUCUCUCCCUCUCUCUGUGUGUGUGUGUG
Molecule: messenger RNA, 4395 nt
Organism: Seriola dumerili (greater amberjack)
Lineage: Eukaryota; Metazoa; Chordata; Actinopteri; Carangiformes; Carangidae
Gene: mcf2l2
Product: guanine nucleotide exchange factor DBS-like
Exons: 30
Coding region: 115-3306 (1063 amino acids)
Biological process (GO): intracellular signal transduction
Cellular component (GO): cytoplasm
Molecular function (GO): guanyl-nucleotide exchange factor activity
Source: RefSeq, a predicted model, not a curated record